UGUUGGAUUUAUGUAUGUGUUAAAGUUACUAAAUCGCGAGUGCGUUUCCUUCAGCGACGACAGUUUUAUUUUGAAAUAAUGAAUCGUUUGCGCUCGGUGGCACUUGACUUUUUGAUACCAAAGAAUUGCAGCUGAUCCAAGGCCGCCUUGCGGGGACACCACAGCCGCCCUUUCAGCUCCAAAAGAAAAGAAAAACUUCCAUUGAGCGCGAUGACGACAACGGCGAAAAUGUUCCGUGUAGGGAACCGGAUCAGCAGCGUCCCCCCACCCCGCGGCGUCCGGACGGUGGUAGCCCGGCGUUGCUAGCUCCGACCUCAGCCCCGAGAAUCUCUUGCGUUUCCCCGUUCGACUUUCCGAGGAGCACCCGGGAGGGGGAGCCGACCGCCUCCUCGCGUCCGGGAUGCGAACGCCGUGACCGGGGUUGGGAAUCGAGGCCAGUCGGUAGCGGACAUCCCCUCCGGGGCUGCAUGGACGCGCGCCGGCCGCCGGCAGCAUCCUUGGCCGUGGCGCGGCCGCCUCCCCGGUCGGGAUGCUAGCGGCGAGGGAGUGUCUCUGACAUGAAGACGAGGCGAGCUGCGGGCUUGUGUCCUUCGGGUGCGACGCUGACAUUGUCCUCAUGAGACACCCGCGCGGACCUCGUCACGUACGCGGCCGGCCGUGCGGCGCCCCAGCCCGGCGGAUGACACUCAGCCAGGUACCGGCGGGCCCGGCGCUGGGCCGCCUUCCCCGGGUACGGCAGUAGGAAGCCAGCCAGAAGCCAGCGAGCGCAAUCGGAAAUGGUGUCCCACAAGGUUCUCGUGGCCGUCCUCUUGCUCAACGUGUACAUCGGCGUGCAGUCCGUCUUGUGCUUGUUCGGCGGCGUGCUGCUGUCGGCGGUGUUCGCCUUGGCCUUCCUGAGCGGACCGCGGCUGCUGGACUGGGCCAGCUCGCCCCCGCACCUGCAGUUCAACAAGUACGUCCUGACCGGCUAUCGGCCCGUCUCCUCGGUGCAGGACUGCAUCCGGAGCCUCUUCUACCUGCACAACGAGCUGGGAAACAUCUACACUCACGGCAUCCCUCUGCUGUGCUUCCUGGUGCUGCUGCCGCUCAACAUCCCCUGGUCCCAGAUCAGCGUGACAUGGCUGGCCGUGGUGCACUUCCUGGCUUGCCUGUCGCCGCAGCUGGGCUCGGUGCUCUACCACCUCUUCAUGAACCACGAGGGCGGCGAGCCCGUCUACCACACCCUCCUCAAGCUGGACGUGUGCGGCAUUUGCAUGAUCAACACACUGGGAGCGCUGCCAAUCCUGUACAGCACUUUGCUGUGUUACCCGCUGAUCCGCACGGUGGCGCUGUCCGUCUACAUCCUGUUGUCCAGCUACGGCAUCUACUGCGCGGUGACGGCGCGCAGCAGCGUGCGGCGCCUGCGCUCCUUCGCCUGGCAGGCUCUUUUCCGCUUCUCCUUCUUCGUGCUGCGCUGGGCCGGAGUGGGCGGCGGCAGCCCCACCUCGCUGCGCCACUUCCUCACCAUGGACGCGCUGGCCGUGCUGGGCGGCGUCAUCAACAUCGCCCGCAUCCCCGAGCGCUUCCGCCCGGGCCUCUUUGACUACUGGUGCAACAGCCACCAGAUCAUGCACGUGCUGGUGGUGGGCUCCAUCCUCUACCUGCACUGGGGCGUCCUGGACGACCUGCUGUGGAUCAACAGCUACAACUGUCCCUCGGACUGAGGCCGCCCCGUGUGCCCGUCCGUGAUUUUCUCCCCCCUUUUUCGUCCGAGUAGUAGAAGACGAUGUAUAGCAUAGGUGUGUGUGUGUGUGUGUGUGUGUGUGUGUGUGUGUGUGUGGGGGGGGGGGGGUAUUUGAGUCACGUGACUUGGCUCGAGUCAGACUUAAGUCGCCAAUUUCAGGACUUGAGACUUUCUUGGCUACAACUUAGGGAAGACUCGACUUGACAACGACUUGAAUUCAAAUCAACACGUUGAUUGUACGUCUGCGAUAUAGGAAGAACAUAACAGAAGAUGAAUUAAAUAGUUUUAUUCCCCCCCCCCCCCGCCCCCGCCCACACGCGUUCAACAUAUUUAAACUUAUGAAAACACACUUUUUAAAGUACAGUGAACGCCUGCAUAUUAGCCGUUCGGAAUGCGUGAAUUCGCCUAUUUUAUUUUUUAUUUUUAUAACCUAUCCUUUAUUAUUCACAAAAAAAACACACACAAAAAAAACAAAAAACAUUUUGCUGAUUUUGUGCUCAGGCCAAAGAAAGAUGUUUUGAUUUGCCACCAUCUUGGUGUUUAGGAACUGCGUUGAAGUGAGUUGAGGAGUCUCGUUUAGACAAAAGUAGGGCUGUGCUGCCAUCAUGCGGCAUCCUGGUGUCAAGGAAGUAUGUUGAAAUAAGUUGAGGAGUUUCAUCUUGAGAGAAAUAGGACUUUGCCACACCAUCUUGUGGCAUGUUGGUGUCAAGGAACUGUGUUGAAGUGGGUUGAGGGAUUUCAUUUACAGAAAAAGGGUUUCGGCGGCAUCUUGUGGCAUCUCGGGGUCAAGAGACUAUGUUAUGUAUCGUCACAGUAACUUGGGACUUGCUUUGUAACUUGAAGGUUAAGACUUGAGACUUGACUUACGCGACUUGCUCCCGCCUCUGCUGUAAAGUCACGCCGCUGAGGUUCCGUAGGAAGUUCGUCAGUGGAUGCGAAUGGCUGGCUGUUCGACGUCGGUGUAGCUACCGAUGCGUCCGUAUCAACGGCAUCGCGCGUCACCACGUACACAGUAGGGCUGCACGAUAUUGGGGGGGGGGGGUAAAUAAAAAUAAAUGACAUCACGAUUUAUUUUUGAACCCGCGAUAUAUAUUGCGAUGUGAAAUAAUACAGGUGUUGGGAAAGUUCGUUUUUCCACGCGAACUGCUUCAAAGUUCAGUUCUAAAAAUGAACGAGUUUAGUUCAUCGUUCAAAAUUUCAAACUCAGUUCACCGGUCCACAAAUGAACGAGUUCAUCGUUCUUUUUUUGUUCUCUCCAUAUUUUUAUGUUGCUGACAGACGACUACAAAAUAGUGGCAUUUCAUUUCCCCAUUGUUGCCAGCCGGUCAGUCCUCACAAGUAGCCAUCUGCAGCUUUCACCCAGCCUACAAUUGAAACACUCGAAAACGUGUUGAUUGAAUAGUGGUUUUUUUUUUUUUUUUUUUUAAUUAUUUUACAUUUUUUUUAAACUGAGGAAUUCAAACAAAAAACAGGACUGCCGUCCUUAAUGUGCAUACAAAGACACGCAACACAUGUAUGACAGCAACAACGGUGAAAGGACAUUGAUAACUUUGCCUUCCAACCAGCUGUGGCUGACUAUAUGAAUUAUGAAGAAAAUAUUUGAUCUUACCUACGCUUAUAUUACAAGACAAACUAAAUUCCAUAUUAUCACAUUGUGAUCAUAGAGUGCUUUAACUAAAGCAUGCUGAGACAAAUAAUAAUUUUCCGAGUAAUUCAUUUCUUUCCAUUUAUGUGUUGGAUGACAAAAGAAUCAAGGGAAAUAGUCACUCCCAUUUACGCAGUGUCCCUGAACGCACCUCGCGCGCCAAAUCCCACAGUAGUUUCAUUGCGAAGAGCAAAAUGGGACAUGCAGCAGGUGUACAUUUUUUUUUUUUUUUUGUCGUGUCCUCUUUCAUAAUUAUCAUACAAGGAGAUAAGUACGCAGCACUCUGGGCAACUCCGUGUGUUGUUUGAAGCGUUAUAAUUUACUGUAAUAUGGGCGCUAAUUUUAUUAGCAUGUCCAAACGGGUCCCUCUGCUGGUCACUUUUAAUACGACAGUUGAUUCUCUCUAUUUUCGAGCCCCUGCGAUGGGAUUAUUGCGCAGCUGUGCAUCGCGACGAUGACGCUCGCGCAAAAUAUCGUGCAGCCCUGAUACACAGUAUGUUUUUUUAAAGUUAGUUCGAAGAAUUAGGUUGAUUAUGCGCAUUUACAAUAGAACAGGACCUUGCACUCGAAAUGGGACAAAAAAAAAAUAUGCCAUUUGGCCUCUUCCCCAUUCAGUGGCACCACUACAGCGGAACCCCCUAAAGUCAAAUGCAUGCUGCAGCUUUCCUGUGUGGAGUUUCAGUGAAGCUCUGUUAAAUUCUUCAAAACAAGAAAACUGAAGAAAACGUCACAGAUGCGAUUGGAAGUGUUAGUUCAAGCAACCCUUGUGAAAACAGCAGUAAAAGGCUUUCACACUUUUCUGUAUCUUUUUAAAGACGUUUUUGUUAUGUCAUAGAAGCGACAUUUUUUUGUGGAAUGGUAAACAGCAGAAAAGUACUUUUCUGUAUGAAGCUUCUUUUUUUUUUUAAACAUCUUUGACUGUCGUACGUGUAAAAAAGUAAGUUAACCGCUGUUACAUAGUUGAAAUCAAGAAAAACAGUCUCACAGUUGGGGUUGUUUCACAUCCACCUUACUCAACUCGUUUUUGUUUUGGACGUUUUUACACGCGUCAAAACAAAACUAACUGUCGUAAAAUGUCACAACCCAGCUGGGGCUGCCGCUUUAAAAAUGAGAUUCGCCGCCGAGCCAAAGAAAAAGCCAAAAGGACGACUUAAAAGGUUCUGCUGUAGUUGUGCUUUUGUCCCGAAAUAAAUCCACAAGCUACAUUGUGGAUUUACUAAUUGAAUGAAAAAGUACACAUUUUUGUCAUUGUUUAUUGAUGCUUUUUUGUUGUUGUUUUUCUCUCCACUCCCCUGCGCUUUUAUUUCAGGCCGUACGUACGACGUUAACGUUGGAUUUGUCCCCAUCGCAUGAGAGUCGCUCGCGGAGUCGCUCGCGAGUUAGCUUGUGUUUCGCCUCGCGUUCAUUUCUUUGCUCUCAAAAGGGCUCUUGAGUCUAUCGAAGUCAUGUAAAUAUCUCAAAGUAUGUAAGAUCAUGUAGGCAUACAUAGAAGGCAGUAUCACUUUUAGAGAGAAAACGGACACUAGCGCGGGUAAAUCUAUGCAUAAGUCAAAACCAGGGAACAUGGACGCUCGCUCCGUGUUCGCUCCCAGCUCUCAGGGUGCCGUAACAGUAGCUGGAAGGCCAAGCCGAGGCUUCCGUCCGGUUGAUUAUUUGACGCUCUUGCCGUAUAUUUUGGCAUGCAGUGGCACCGCACGGGGAGCGGAGCCAGUCCGCAACACGGCCUCAGGAUGGCACCGCAAACCAAUAGAGUUGCGCUUUUUCAAAAAUAGAAUCGGAAUAUAUCACAGGUGCCGGAUAGCCUAUGAGUUUCCAAAGGGAAUCGCGCUUCUCGUACCCAGAGUGAGGACACGGGGGACUGCUGCACCAUGAAGGAGCUCAAGGUGGUGCUGUUUUGUGGGCCGAGUGAAGCGUCGCGCCAAUCAACUGUCUGUGCUCCAGUAUCGAUUGUGCAAUAAA
Messenger RNA from Phycodurus eques (leafy seadragon), 5327 nucleotides. It is a transcript of the gene paqr4a, whose product is annotated as progestin and adipoQ receptor family member IVa. The record is from RefSeq and is a predicted model, not a curated record. The transcript is spliced from 3 exons. Gene Ontology annotation, cellular component: membrane. NCBI's taxonomy places the organism in Eukaryota, Metazoa, Chordata, Actinopteri, Syngnathiformes, Syngnathidae. Gene Ontology annotation, molecular function: signaling receptor activity. Bases 777 to 1703 code for a protein of 308 amino acids.